UGGGCGUGUCGUUUUCCCACUUCCGUCACAACCACAAACAAAUGGUAUCUCUUAUGCUAGUUCCGCUGUUUUAGCAUUCGUUGAUUUCACCUGGUUUUUCCUCACAUUCUAAAUUCAAAUCAGCGUCGGGACUGUACUAGGCGUCAUACACCACCAGUUCCAUGGUUGCAGGUUCAGCACUCAUGGAGCCAUCCACAAAACCUGGGCUCAACCAGGUUGCCGAUGUGGUGUUUGUAAUCGAAGGGACGGCUAACCUUGGACCUUAUUUUGAAUCGCUUCGGAAAAAUUACAUACUUCCAGCUAUAGAAUUCUUCAAUGGAGGCCCCCCAGCAGAAACUGAUUUUGGUGGAGAUUAUGGAGGCACACAGUACGGCCUUGUGGUGUUCAAUACAGUAGACUGUGCUCCAGAGUCUUACGUCCAGUGCCACGCGCCGACCAGCUCUGCAUUUGAGUUUGUCUCCUGGAUCGACGGCAUACAGUUCAUGGGCGGUGGAGCGGAAAGUUGUAGUUUAAUUGCAGAGGGACUCUCGGUGGCCUUGCAGCUCUUUGACGACUUUAAGAAGAUGAGGGAACAAAUAGGCCAAACCCACAAGGUGUGUGUGCUGCUGUGUAACUCUCCUCCGUACCUGCUGCCUGCUGUGGAGAGUGUGAGCUACACUGGCUGUACAGCCGACAACCUGGUUAAAAUCAUCAGAGAUAAGGGAAUUCAUUUCUCAGUGGUUGCUCCUCGCAAGCUGCCUGCUCUAAGGGCUCUGUUUGAGCGUGCGUCUCCUGUAGUUGGAGGAGUUGAACCUCAUCCAGACUGCAGUCAGGAUGCCUUCCACAUGGUCCUAGUGAGAGGAAUUUCUCUUCCAGUUUCCUCAAACAGCGGUCCAGGGACACUUAAGCCUGUCCUUCCUAGUCAGCCAUUGCCGGUUUCGCAACCUCUCAUGGGAGCUACACAACAGGCUCCGCCCAUUAAUACCACCCACCCUUAUCAGAGUCAACCUCCCUUGACUGCUGCUCAUUCAGCAGCAAAGAUGGUCAUGGAGGCAGCGACUAUCCAGAAAGGCUGCUUCCAGGGAAUGGUUACUCAAGGUCCUCCAUUUGCAAAUCAGCCCCACAUGCCAUCGGUUGGAGGAGUGAAGAUCAGCCAGCCAAGCAUAUCAACAGUCACUACAGCGUCGUCGUCUUUGAUGCAGCAACAACCUGCACCCAACCAGCAGCAGCAGGUCCCUUCUCAAGGGCAGCCUCCCCCCAACCAACCACCACAGCAGCCUUCUCAACCACAACCUGCAGCCAAUCAGCCCACAGCUCCCUCGGUUCAGCCCAACUUGGCCAGUGUGACUGGACCACAGAGCAAUGCUAAUCCAAUUGGACAGCAGCAAAGUGUUGCCAAUAAGAUAAUUGCGUGGACUGGUGUUCUGGAGUGGCAAGAGAAGCCUAAAGCCUCCUCAAUGGAUUCAGCUACUAAACUGACACGCUCUCUACCUUGUCAAGUUCAUGUCAACCAAGGAGAAAAUCUAAACACAGACCAAUGGCCACAGAAACUAAUCAUGCAGCUAAUUCCACAGCAGCUACUGACAACUUUAGGUCCCCUCUUCAGAAACUCUCGAAUGGUUCAGUUCCUCUUCACUAACAAAGACUUGGAGUCCCUGAAGGGUCUUUACCGCAUCAUGACCAGUGGAUUUGCUGGCUGUGUCCACUUUCCCCACACCACCUCUCCCUGUGAAGUGCGGGUGCUGAUGCUGCUCUACUCCUCCAAGAAGAGAAUAUUCAUGGGCCUCAUUCCUAACGACCAGAGCGGUUUUGUCAACGGCAUCCGGCAAGUCAUCACCAACCACAAGCAGGUCCAACAGCACAGAGUGCAACAGCUUGGAGGUGCAGGUGGUCAAAUGCAACCAGGUCAAGUCCCUCCCAACCAGAACUUUUUAAACAGAGCACCAGGGCCCAUUCCUGUCUCACAUGGUAACGUCCAGCAACAGUCUGUGGUGGUGGGCAUGCCUCCUGUUAGUCAGGUUUCUAUGAUGGAGGAGCAGCAGAGGCAAAACAACAUGAUGGCACUGAGAGCAGCUGUACCAGCAAACCAGCAGCCACCAGUCAAUGGUGCUCCACCCAACCAGGUUGCACAAGGUGGACAAGCCCCACCUCAGGGUCCUAUACUGAGGCUUUCAAACCCGGGAGCCAAUCCGCAGCUUCGCAGUCUUCUCCUCAGCCAACAGCAGCCACAAGGCGGGGUGUCUCACAUGCAGGGCAUGAUGUCUCACCAGGGUUUAGGACAGCAGUUGGUCCACUCAGCGCCAGGAGGGGGGGCUCAAAUGCAGGGGCAGUGGAGGCAGCCGUUGGCAGGUCCUGUCAUGAUGUCUGGAGGUCAGAGAGGGUCUGUACCACAGCCUGGGAUGCCCCAAGUGUCCAGUAACAUGGAGGAUGAAAUCCUCAUGGACCUUCUUUAACUGAGUGCCGUGGACAGAGAUUUUAGUUAACAUUUGGCAGCCACUUCUGACAACAUACAUCCACUCUGCCGCUUCAUAACUAGCAAUGUUCGACAUAAUUAUAGAACAAAUCGUAAGUAGUGUCCUCACUUUAUGAGACAUGAGCUGCUAAAGUUAAUUAGGGGCAGACAAUUCAAGCAUUAGUUUUUUAUGUAAAUGGUCAAACUAGACAGCCUGCUAAUUGUCUGUGCCGUACAGCGGAUGGAGCAUAACCAGUGGAAGUGGUCAACUGUAUCAUGCUUGUGGAUCAUUUGCUAUCCUUUUUAUUUGUAGUUUGAGGUAGAAGAAUGCAUUCUGUCUUUUUUACUUUUUCUUUUUUCUGAAUUGUGGAUAUUAAUACUGUACAAAGGUAAAAUAAAUAACCAUGAAGUUUGGGUUGAUUCAGUGGA
Molecule: messenger RNA, 2860 nt
Organism: Cynoglossus semilaevis (tongue sole)
Lineage: Eukaryota; Metazoa; Chordata; Actinopteri; Pleuronectiformes; Cynoglossidae
Gene: med25
Product: mediator complex subunit 25
Exons: 20
Coding region: 162-2432 (756 amino acids)
Biological process (GO): positive regulation of transcription by RNA polymerase II
Cellular component (GO): mediator complex; transcription regulator complex
Source: RefSeq, a predicted model, not a curated record